AUGGCCCCCGCAGAACCCAACGCACUGCCUUUCAGGCCAAAGGGGGAGACACCUCACUUUGCUGAGGAGAAGGAGGGUUGGAAGGGAUAUGUCGAAUGGGAGGAAUUCCCCGAGAAGAAGAAGCAAGCUCAGGAAGUCCUAAAGAGAUAUGAUUUUCCCGAACCCCCCGAGUUCCAACUCACCCCCCUCCCAACCACCAACCCCGUCCUCACGGGCGAACGCUGGAAGCAAUACCACUCCGCCUUGGGCCUAUCCCACAUCUUCCACCACAGCUGGGAAACCGUCCUCCAAGAAAAAUCUCCAGACAUGACCCACAUCCUGCAGUUCCCCUACAACGGCGAACCCCCCGGCGACCGCCUCAUCAAAACAGAACUCACAAACAACAAAGACCACUUUGUCCGCAACCACGGCGGCAUCCCUGACAUCGAUCCCGCUAAAUGGACUCUUGACAUUGGCGGUUUGGUUAAGAACCCGAGAAAACUCACUUUGGCGCAGCUUCAGGAUGAGAGGACUUUUCCUAGGCAAUCUAAUAUUGUCACGCUUCAAUGCAGCGGUACUCGUCGGAUAGAGCAGAUACACGAGUACCCUGGCGACGGCGACGAACUGAUUAACGCGCCGUGGGGGGAGGGCGCUAUCUCCACUGCGAGAUGGACGGGGGUUUCGCUUAAGAGGGUUAUCAAGUAUUGUGGUGGUCUUGUUGAUGAUAAGGGGGCGGAUAAUAUCGAGUUUUAUGGUGCGGACACGUACUUUAAGAAGGGGGGGGUGCACAAUUAUGUUGUUAGUGUGCCGUGGAGGAAGGUCAAGGCGCAUGAGGUGCUGCUGGCGUGGGAUAUGAACGGGGAGCAGCUGCCGAGGAUUCAUGGGUUCCCGGUGAGGGUGGUGGUGUUUGGUUAUAUUGGGGCGAGGAGCGUCAAGUGGCUGUAUAAAGUCAGGGCUAUUCACCGGCCGAGCAUGGCGCCGGUGCAGCGUAAGGAGUAUUUGUAUUAUGCGCCGCAGAUUGGGAAGCAGAAUGCGAGGUACAGUAAUGGGUUUUCCAUUCAGGAUAUGCCAGUUAGCUCGGCGAUUAUUACACCGAAAAAGAUGGAUCACAUUGUGCAUGAGGGGAGGGUUAGGCUGGCGGGGUGGGCUUACUCUGGGGGAGGGCACUGGCCGGUGAGGGUGGAAGUUAGUGGAGAUGGGGGGAGUAUUUGGUAUGAGGUCCCGGCGGAGAAUAUGUCUACCAAGUACUUUUACGCCUGGAGGACAUGGUGGGUUGAUUUGCCGGUUGAUGCGGAGGGGUGGUUGGAGAUGUGCGUGAGGUGCUGGGAUAAUGCGAUGAAUACGCAGCCUACUUUUGUUAGGAGUGCUUGGAACUGGGACUUGCACGUCACUUCCUCUGCUCACCGCGUCAAAAUCUACAGUAUCAACAAGUCGAGGCCGAACACUGCUGCGAGGCUCAAGCAGUUGGAGGAGAACAAUACCCCCAUCGUGCCGAUCACGAGACCGAUUCACUUUGAUUUGGAGACUGAUGAGGAGUAUGCGAAGGCCAUGGAGUUGAGGGCUUGGAGGGAUCCGUUGGAGUAGAUGCCUGGGGAUUUUGCCCAUCAGGUUGUUCUAGGUGGGUCAGGGGGUUCAGGGGUACUCAGUGGUAAUGUGCCAAGACUUUCUAAUUUCCAUGCUGCACAAAUGUUGAGUCUUAUCCAGAUUACCGGCGCUUCAUCUUUGCGAUUUCAUGUACCCC
This is a messenger RNA of Podospora pseudopauciseta, 1720 nucleotides long. RefSeq lists its product as uncharacterized. NCBI's taxonomy places the organism in Eukaryota, Fungi, Ascomycota, Sordariomycetes, Sordariales, Podosporaceae. Gene Ontology annotation, biological process: sulfur compound metabolic process. The transcript is spliced from 3 exons. Gene Ontology annotation, molecular function: heme binding; molybdopterin cofactor binding; sulfite oxidase activity. Gene Ontology annotation, cellular component: mitochondrion. The record is from RefSeq and is a predicted model, not a curated record. The coding region runs from base 1 to 1563 and encodes 520 amino acids.